This is a messenger RNA of Fomitopsis serialis, 1273 nucleotides long. RefSeq lists its product as uncharacterized. The transcript has 5 exons. Lineage: Eukaryota; Fungi; Basidiomycota; Agaricomycetes; Polyporales; Fomitopsidaceae. The coding region runs from base 383 to 1129 and encodes 248 amino acids. The record is from RefSeq and is a predicted model, not a curated record.
AACCGGCGAUACAAGUACUUCGUCUGUCCGCGCCAUAGCCCUAUCGUCCGUCCCAGGCGCCCUCUGCUUCUUCCUCCUGAGCUUUUGCUCGACAUCUUCGUGGGGCUUGCCUCUGACUACCUAUAUUUCCUCUUCUCUUUCGAGAAACAAGAUGAUGACGAGAUAGAGAAGUGUUUGGCCACUAAUCCAUUUGUUGUUUUUCUGCAAGUGUCCCAUCAGUUCAGAGAGGUUGCAUUCAAAGUGCUGGAGGAUGUGUUCGGAAUUCACAGGGACCCUGAUGGGAGGUACGUACCCAUAUUCCUUCGAUUUGAACACUUAAGGCUGCGUUGACGGUUUCCCUUGUAGCCUACCGAAGGAUGCAUGGUCAUGCCUUCGAUAUGCGAUGAUGUGCGCACACCUGCAGCACGCCACACCGGAAGCCGUCGAUGAGCACGCCAAGCAGGGAAGCAGCUACGAAUUAUCUCCCAUACUGAAGAAAUACGUGUACAUCGCAACACUGGCUGGCACUGCUCCCGACCGCGGGCAGCUCGAGGGAGCGCUGAGAAAGACAAUGAAUGAUAUGCAGUGGCACGGAUUCUUGGAGCUCAAACUAAGCGCAAUUCUUCGGGCUCCUUUGUGUACUCUUGCUUAUGGAGCGUUGUGGUCCCUCAAGUUUCGCUGUUCGAUGUUUCCUCUUCAUCGGCCUUUGUUGCGGCGGAUCCCGGCGAAUUACGUCGGGAAAGACACUCUAUUACGCAGCUGCUAUAGCGUAUUCUAUAUGAUAUCUGAUGUACAGAUCACGGAUCCCGAGACAACACUCCCACUCGAAGGGCAACAGAAACUCGUGCCUAUCAAGAUACCCAUCCCACAGAGCGUCAAUGCCGAUCUCAUCAACCGAUACCGAUUCCUCUCGUCUCUUUGGCACUUCCAGAGUUGCCCAGUUAUGGCCGCCGACGAGGGCCUGAUGCAGAUGUCACAGUCAGUUGUGGACUACUGCCUUGCCGUCGUGAUGCCAAAGCGACCGCUGACAAGCAAGACGUCGCGGCGACGGCGCGCAUCCUUGUCAGCAUUGCACGACAUGCGCCUCGAAGCCAAGCCGCGUUUUCCUCUCAAGCCACCGUGUCAUUGCGAGCGUCGUUUAUUCGUAUGAGCAAGUAGUCAUUGGAAUAAAGCAUGCGAGUAUGUAACACCACUGAGCACUACGUAGUAGUAGUUGGGCCGAUGUUUGUUCUGUUGUCCUGCACGACUUGUUUGACGCACGUUUGGUUCUCCGCUUCGAUCCAUGGUUCGUAAG